AUGACUACUCGUUUAGAGGAACUAUUAUUUAGGUCUUUAGUCGAAUGUGACGAAACCGCUGUUUUGCAUUAUGUAUCUAAAGGUGCGAAUCCAAAUAAAAUAACCAGCCAAGGCAAAACAUGCUUAGGUGAAGCAUGUAGAAGAGGAAUCAUAUCUUUAGUCAAAUUGUUAUUGGAGUCAUGUAAUGAAGAUAGCACAGAAAUAUCAAACGUUGAUUUAAAAAGAAAACGUUUUAAAUCUCAUAAAAGAAAGUUUAAAGCUAUAGAAUACAAUGGAAAUGUAAGCAAAUGUGAACACCGUAGUGAAGAAUAUCAAGUUGAUGGAAACAAAUCAAAAUUGAACAGUAAUAAAAGUCAGGAUUAUGUUGUUCUCCUGAGUAGUGAUGGCUCAAGUAGUGAUGAAAGUCGAAUAGGCUGUAAUAGUAAAUCUCCAACAAGCCCCUUAUCUUCAACAACAGUACCUUUAGCUGAUUUGGAAUGGGAUGAGGAUAUAGGUACAUUUGCACCCAAUACAAGUGAAGAUGAGACAUGGUCAUCAAUGUAUAGAUGGUAUGCAGCUAUAUUAGAAGAUACAGGGGCAGCUAUAGCAGCUGCAGCUAAAGUUUCAAAUGGAAUAAAUCAACAAGAUGCAUUUAUGAGAACAGCAUUACAUUAUGCAGCAGAACAGGGUCAUACUGAAGUAGUUAAAUUAUUAUUGGACUCUGGGAGCAAAUUAGAUUUAAUUGCAGGAGAUGGUCUUACGUCCCUGCAUGUCUCAGUUAUUAAAAAUAAUAUUGAAACAGUGAAAUUGCUAUUGUCAGCAGGAAGUCAAAUAAACUAUAAAACUCAUGAAAAAAUGACAGCAUUGCAUUUUGCAGCUUCCAGGGGAUAUUUAGAGAUAGUCAAACUAUUAAUUAAUAGUGGUGCUUAUAUAGAAGCAAGAGAUACAAACGAACGCACAGCAUUGUACUUAGCUUCAGGAAGAGGGCAUGUAGAUGUAAUCCAGUAUCUAAUAUUUUCCGGUGCCAAUGUAAAUGGAGAGGAAAUUCAUGGUUACACACCUCUUUGUGAAGCAGUUUGGCAUAGGUACACCCAAGUGGUUGAACUAUUACUAUAUUCGGGAGCACGUGUAACACAUUCCCAUAAACUUUUACAUAAUGCUAUAAUGCAAGGACAAGAAGAUAUUGUGCGAAUGUUAAUUAAUCAGUGUGGAGGCAUUAACUUACCCAAUGAUGCUGGUGAUACACCUCUUUUAUUAGCAAUUAGACAGUCACAAAUUUCAAUUGUAAAGGAACUUCUAAAAAAAAAUGUUAAUGUAAAUAUUUGUAACAGCAUAACUGGGGCAAGUGCUUUACAUAUAGCAGUUGAAAUUAUUAAGUGUCCAAAGCAGUUUGAGCAGUUACUUAUUUAUUUGUUGGAUUAUAAAAUAGAUAUUAAUUCUGUAGCCCUGACUGGUGAUACAGCGCUGAACAGGGCUCUGUUGUUACAAAAAGAUUAUGCUGCAAUAUUGCUUAUUCAAUAUGGAGCUGAUGUCAACACAUUUGACCUACAACCUUGUGGUUUAGACAAUUUGUCAAUAGUGAAGAAAAGGAAAUCAAAUAAUCUUGCAUCUUUGUUGCUUAAAGCUGGUCAUUAUAAACCAAUAUGUGAAGAACAUCAUAACAAUUUAGAAAGAGACACAACGGCUUAUUGGCUGUAUCACAUAUCUAAAGAACCUUUCAGUCUUUUAGAUCUUUGUAGAAUCAAAAUAAGAAUACUAUGCAAGCAGCCACUACAUCGCUACAUACCUCUGUUACCUUUACCAAAUUGUUUAAAAAAAUUCCUAAUGUUUAAAGAUCUUUUGUAA
Leptosia nina is the source of this 1824-nucleotide messenger RNA. NCBI's taxonomy places the organism in Eukaryota, Metazoa, Arthropoda, Insecta, Lepidoptera, Pieridae. The record is from the annotation of a GenBank genome assembly.